This is a messenger RNA of Sitophilus oryzae (rice weevil), 830 nucleotides long. RefSeq lists its product as uncharacterized. The record is from RefSeq and is a predicted model, not a curated record. The transcript has 4 exons. Bases 70 to 666 code for a protein of 198 amino acids. NCBI's taxonomy places the organism in Eukaryota, Metazoa, Arthropoda, Insecta, Coleoptera, Curculionidae.
AAUACAUGCUAACAUUUGGAGCUGACGAGAUUACUAUGUCAUGUGUUUUUAUCAGAAUGGUUAAACGAAAUGAAGCAAGGAUUGUAUUUUUUAGUGGUUCUAGCUUUAGUUAAUGACGUUUUGAGUCAAAAUAAUGAAGAGAGUAAAUUUCCCGUUGUUAAAAGCAGACAAAAACGGUAUGUCGCUUUUCCCGAGGGUUCCACUUUUAUUGCUACCCUCUGUUUCUUUACGAACUUAGUUAUUCCUGUAGGGCUGUUUUAUGAGGGUGUCAAUUGGGGUAUUUCUUACGAUCUGCCUAAUGCCACCACAGUCAAGGAAGUGUUUAAUUCAAAUAAAUAUGCUUUGAAAAGACGACAAAGAAGAGAUUUGUACAACAGAUUUGAAACAGUCUUAGAAAAAAUGGGAUAUACAGGAAAGCAGUGUAUAUAUAAAGCGUUGUGUGAAGCUCCAAGAAAACUUAAUAAGAAAAACAAUACUUUAGGAAAAGAAAUACUCAACUUAUUUUUUAAAUACCCCUUAAAAAGACUUUCUCACCAAGAACCAGACGAUCACAGAAAAUAUCACUGGGCAAGAAGAUAUAGUUUAGAGAAUACUCACCUAGACUGCAUGGAUCUAUUUCCUGACUGUAGUAUUUCCAUUGUAGAUAUAAUGACAGGGAUAAAAUAAAAAAUUAAAAUAAAAAAAUAAUAAUAAAACCAGUAAUAAUUUUGUUAAAAAAUAUAACGAAUGUGAUAAUUAUAUAAUAUGUACGGAACGCACAAAAAUAUUUCAGAUACAUCACUCUACUUAAAGUAUAACUGCGUUUAUACCGUACAAUAAAAAAAAACGGC